Messenger RNA from Didymodactylos carnosus, 987 nucleotides. Lineage: Eukaryota; Metazoa; Rotifera; Eurotatoria; Philodinida; Philodinidae. The record is from the annotation of a GenBank genome assembly.
AUGUCAUCAGAUACUGGUAUAUUACGUACGCCUGAUUCUGCAUUCAUCAAUCUAUUAGAUUAUCCUUUUAAACCGAAUUAUAUUUAUUUAUCAAAUCCUGGUGGGAUUGGUAAUGGAAAAACAAAAUUACGUCUGCAUUAUUUAGACGAAGGAAACAAGAACAGUAGAGAAACAGUUUUAUUAUUACAUGGUGAACCAACUUGGAGUUAUUUGUACCGUCAUUUUAUACCAUUGUUAACACAAUAUCGAGUAAUUGCUUUGGAUCUCAUCGGAUUUGGUAAAUCGGAUAAACCAAUCAAUAAAAGUGAUUAUACAUACCAAAGACAUGUUAACUGGAUCAAAGAAGCUAUUGAAUAUUUAAAUUUAAAUAAUAUUACAUUAUUUAGUCAGGAUUGGGGUACUUUGAUUGGUUUACAAUUGGUUGGUACAAAUGGAAUAGGAAAUCGUUUUGCACGGGUUGUUGCUUCCAAUGGUUGGUUGCCUACAGGUGAUGGACCCGUUACUGACGGUUUUUUGCGGUGGCGAAAGUUUGCAUUGAAACAAACCAGAAUGGAUGUUGGUUGGAUAAUAAAACGUUCGGUUAUAAGAAAAAUGAAACCAGAAGAAAUUGCUGCUUAUGAUGCUCCAUUUCCAGAUGAGAAAUAUCAAGCUGGUGCAUUAAUAUUUCCCCAAUUGGUACCAAUAACACCUGAUAAUCCUUCAUCACAAUAUAAUCGUGAUGCAUGGAAAAAUUUGCAACUAUUUCAUCGACCAUUUUUAACGUUAUUCUCUGAUUCGGAUCCAGUAACAGUUGGCGCAGAAAAAUUCUUACAAAUGUCGAUACCAGGUGCUAAUGGUCAACCGCAUACUAUUAUCACUCAAGCUGCUCAUUUUCUACAGGAAGAUAAGCCACAUGAAAUUGUUAAACAUCUUAUUAAAUUUAUUAAUGAUAAUCCAUUGCCUCUCGAUUCGAAACCAUGGAUCAAGUCUCAAGGGACAAAUACAUAA